UGCCGACACCGGCGGUCGUGUGGCAGGACAUAACCAUGUUUGCUGUUCCCGAGCAAAAUUCCAGUGACCGGACAUCGUACCAGAAAUAUGAACGGGGAGCUGUUUUGUUCGUCGUGACGCGAAAACGGUUAGGAACGAAUUAGCGAAUCAAAAUAGUACGAACUGAAUCGAGUCGAAUUGCACCGUUCAGUCGCGAGGUCGUAGCCCGAUGGGAGACGCGAUUGACGACGUGAGCCUCUACAACUGCACGGCGUCGCUGCUGAUGCAGCUGGACUCCUCCGUGAACGCGAAUUCCGUGUGGACGCUGAACCGGAGCCAAGUGGUCGACCUGUUGGAAGUCGCCCUAACGCAGACGGACUCCUCCGCCCAGUGGACGGCGCUCCGUGACUUCAUUUCCGAAUGCCUCCUCCCCGCACAGAGGCCGUAUGACCUGGCCUGGUGGCAAAAACUUAUGUGGGCUGUCGUAUUCGGGGCGAUGCUCGUAGUUGCCACAGGGGGCAACAUAAUCGUCAUGUGGAUCGUCCUUGCUCACCGACAAAUGCGCACGGUGACCAACUAUUUCUUGGUCAACCUGAGCAUAUCGGACCUCAUGAUGUCACUGCUCAACUGCAUCUUCAACUUCAUCUUCAUGCUGAACUCUGAUUGGCCGUUUGGAGCCGCGUACUGUACUGUGAACAACUUCGUGGCCAAUGUGACGGUCGCUGCCAGCGUGUUCACGCUCGUCGCCAUUUCAAUAGACAGGUACAUGGCAAUUGUUCGACCGCUCCAGCACAGAAUGUCAAGGCGAAGAGCGAGGCUUGCUCUGGCUGUCAUCUGGCUGGCCAGCGGACUCCUCGCGGUGCCUUGCUUGCUGUACUCCACCACCAUGACGAAGAGAUACGCCAACGAUCAGAGACGGAUCGUCUGCUACAUGCGAUGGCCAGACGGCAGCUACCCGACAUCCAUGACGGAAUACAUGUACAAUCUGGUGUUCCUGGGACUCACGUACCUGGUGCCUGUGACAGCAAUGGCCGUGUGCUACACCCUGAUGGGCAGAGAGCUCUGGGGAAGUCGAUCCAUAGGCGAGCUAACUCAGCGCCAAUCACACUCCAUCAAAUCGAAAAGGAAGGUAGUGCGGAUGUUCAUCCUCGUGGUAUCCAUCUUUGCAUUCUGCUGGCUGCCGUACCACGGCUAUUUCAUCUACGCCUACCACAACAACUCCAUCGCAGCCAGCAGCUACGUCCAGCACAUGUACCUGGCCUUCUACUGGCUCGCCAUGUCCAACGCGAUGGUCAACCCUCUCAUUUACUACUGGAUGAACAACAGGUUCCGGGUGUAUUUCCAGCGGAUCGUUUGCCAGUGCUGCUGUUUCCGCAGGAAGGACGCGGACAGCCUGGAACUACAACCGACGAAACACACUGCGAACAGCCAGUCGGAGCUGGCGAGGUCCAGGUCGGAGAGAUACAGAGGAACACGCGACUAUGAGUAGACUACGGGAUUCUUAUGACGUCACAGACAGAGGCCAGUCUGCCCAGCGUCCAACAUGUCGGACUGCCAGACUUGUGACUGUAAGAUUCACUCAGUAAUCAAACAGGUAAAUAAGACGACCUCUCGUAUUUAAUUCGCUGUCAAGACAGCCAGUUCAGAGAACGUAUCACGAACCCAACACGUCAAGGACAAAGAUGAGAAGUGUUACCGCCGAGCUAACCUUCACGGUGACAGAACCCAACGUAGCCCAACUCCAUUUGUUUACUACAUCUAGUCGGAUUUGUCAAUGCAUCAGCUGCUGAGUCAUGU
This is a messenger RNA of Zootermopsis nevadensis, 1776 nucleotides long. The record is from RefSeq and is a predicted model, not a curated record. NCBI's taxonomy places the organism in Eukaryota, Metazoa, Arthropoda, Insecta, Blattodea, Termopsidae.